Molecule: messenger RNA, 1866 nt
Organism: Durio zibethinus
Lineage: Eukaryota; Viridiplantae; Streptophyta; Magnoliopsida; Malvales; Malvaceae
Source: RefSeq, a predicted model, not a curated record
UUGUUGAAUUAUGUUAGUAUUAUCCAAACUUGUUGCGUGUACCGUUUAAUCUUCUUUUCUAUCUGGACUUUUGUGGUUCUCGUUCUUGAAUGAUUGGUUUUUCAUUCUUUUUCCCCUCUUACUCUGUUUUAUAUCAUUUAUCAACUAUGUUGUGGCAGUUGCUUGCGGUUGUUUUGGAUGGUAGUUGAUUUUUGUUCUAAAUGUGUCGAAGAGGAGUGUAAUGGCAGCAUCUGAAUUGAGGGCUGUCUGGCAAAGAACAGCUAAUCGUUGCUUUGUCCAAGAAGAUGCCAAAAGAGCUCCCAAGUUAGCUUGCUGUCAAUCAUCAUCUUCCUCUAAACAGACUGAUUCUAGCCCCACUGGUGUAGCAGAUGCACGUGAACACCCUGCAGUAGGUUUCAUGCCUCUCAACAAGAACCCUUCCUAUUCCAAUCUACCCCCUGAUAUGAGGUGGUGGCUCCAGCUUCAGCCUAGCUAUGGACCCCAAAAGGGUUUAACAAAUGAGCAGUUAAAUGCCUUGGAGGAUGAAACAGAAAGCUUGAAGGAUGAAAUAAACUCCCCCUCCGAAGUAAGUUUAGUUCUUCAGCAGGAUGCACAAGGUGCUUCUGGUGUUGACAGAAAAAGGAACAAUGGAUGUUCUCUUGAUUCAACAGAGACAAUGAAAAACGGGGAAUUUUUGGAGAUAGAAUCUGUUGAAUGCUAUGUUUCAAAAAAAACCAAUGACUUCUGUUAUGAUCCAGAGUCUCCCUGGGAUGGGCGUGGGAAGGCUGGGCCAUGGUGGCGCACAACAGAUAAGGACGAGCUGGCCUCCUUGGUUGCACAAAAGUCGCUGGACUUUAUUGAGAAUUGUGAUCUUCCCCCACCACAAAAGUCGCAUGUAAGGAGGUACUCAAAUGCAAGUUCUGGUUCUUUUGACGGUGGUGAAGUAUCUUCUUUGGCUUGGAAGUCCCAAACAGGCCCUCUCCCCAGUCUAAUCAUUAAUGCACAAGCCUCCCCUGAUCCUGUAAGAACACAUGGAAGACAGAUGUCUUCAGUUGGAGAAGAAAAGAUGCAAGGUGCUUCUGACACAUCGUUCAGUACAACCCAAAAGGAUAUUAUAGAGCAAGUUACAGAGUCUGAUCCUACCAAGGCUCAGCUACUAGAAGCACUUUGUCGCUCACAAACACGUGCAAGGGAAGCUGAGAAGGCAGCAAAGGAAGCCCAAGCAGAGAAGGAGAAUGUCAUCAAGCUUUUCUUCAAACAAGCCUCACAACUCUUUGCCUAUAAACAGUGGUUCCAAAUGCUGCAGCUAGAAGCCCUUUAUGUCCAGAUCAAGAACAACGAGCAGCCAGUCUCCACUCUCUUUCCUGUAGUCCUUCCAUGGACACCCUACAACAGUCGGAAAUUGCGGAAGAGCUGGCAAAAAACUGGAAAACGUAGACAAGGGAAGCGGGGCCACCCUAGACCGGACAUAACCAAGUAUGUUUUUUGUCUUGUUGGUGCUGGUUUGCUGUUGGGAUGGACUGUGGGGUGGAUGUUACCUUUCUAGAUAAUGAGAGAGUUUCAACUAAUCCCCUUGCUGUCAUAAAAUUGUUUUGCAACACAAAAGAAUGGUCGGAUUAUAUUUAUUUUCCAUGUGUACGAACAGUUUUUUUUUUCCACCAAAUUUUACAUGUAUUAGGCCCUGUAUAUUGUAAGUGGCUUUUCACUUUUCUGUAGCUGUUGAUUGGGUGAAAAUGUCCUGAGUCAAAGUAUCUCAAUUAUUUCUCUUUGAUAAAUCCAGCAAUGUAAUGCGAAAUUUGUUCAGUGUCUAUAAAUCGAAUAGUUUUUCGGUACUAAAUCCAUCCUUUUUUCUUAGUAACCUAUGGGUGGUAUUUAUGUAAUUUGAGU